Messenger RNA from Pungitius pungitius (ninespine stickleback), 4741 nucleotides. Its product is annotated as transcriptional regulator QRICH1-like. The transcript is spliced from 12 exons. The record is from RefSeq and is a predicted model, not a curated record. NCBI's taxonomy places the organism in Eukaryota, Metazoa, Chordata, Actinopteri, Perciformes, Gasterosteidae. The coding region runs from base 547 to 3114 and encodes 855 amino acids.
CAGGAUCCUGAGCCGUCGAGCUAGCUGGCUAACAUUAGCACGACGAUUAGCUAGCUUAAUGUUACACGCAAUGAAUGGACUGCUGCUUUGAUGUCCGUCGCUUUGUUCCACGAGCGACUGUCGAUGGCGUAAUUUACAGCGAUUAGACGUCAAAGUGGUUUUCUGUGGUGUUGAAUACAGCCCGCGGUUGUUAACAACUAAACUAUCCAUAUGGGCUGUGUCCAAACACUACCUUGCUAGCACCGUGAAGCUAACUUGCUAACCAUUAACGUUAGCUGUAGCGUUGAUACCAUCCUUAAACAUUAAGGAGCCGUCAUGUUUGUGGACCUAUAAACGUUUCAACACGUGUCAUAUGUUACAAGAAUGUACCGUUUGCUAAAGCUAUGACUUGGCCCAACGUAACUAGAAACAUUUGACGCGUAACUCGGUGUUUGUGUUCGAAGCCCAAAUGCACUUUGUCCCGUAUGCUGUGUUGUAGCAACGUCCACUUAUUUCCCAGCAGAUUUAAAUGACAUUAGUCAGCUAAUUAUGUAAUGUCAAUUGAGGAUGAAUGAGCAGGACAGUGGGGUGGUCUCCUUCGAUGAGUAUGUACGGCAGAAAGCCCGCACUGUUCCUCAGCACAGGAUGAAGGAGUUCCUGGAGUCUCUGGCCAAGGGCUCGGAGGUGCUGCAGGAGUUCAGCCAGCAGGGAGGGGCUGCCACCACCACAGCCAUGGUGUACCAGCAGCAGGACACCAACUGUGUGUACACAGACAGCACCGAAGUGGCCGGCUCCCUCUUAGAGCUGGCUGGUCCGGUGACCUCGGCAGAGAUUUCACCUCAUCUGUCCGUGCAUCAAGAGUCUGAACAGCAGCUUCAGGUGCAGGUUCAGAUUCAGGAACAGCAAGGACAGUCGGUUGGCCAGGUUCUUCAGGUGGCCUCCCCUUCUCAGCAGGACCUGCAGGGAAUCUCAACAGCUCACUUUGUCCAGCAUGGAGAGCUCACAGAGGAGCAGCAGCAGCAGAUUCAGGCGCAGCUAGUUGCAGCUGUAGCCGGAGGACAACAAAUCCAGCUGUCAAGUGGACAACAAAUCCAGCACAUUCAGCUGCCAGGUGGCCAGCAAAUUCAGCUGGAGGCAGGCCAACAUAUUCAACUACAGGGAGGCCAACAGAUUCAACUACAUGAUGGCCAGCAUAUUCAGCUCCAGGGUGGCCAGCAAAUUCAGCUCCAAGGAGGCCAGCAAAUUCAGCUCCAAGGAGGCCAGCAGAUUCAGCUCCAAGGAGGCCAGCAAAUUCAGCUCCAAGGAGGCCAGCAGAUUCAGCUCCAAGGAGGCCAGCAAAUUCAGCUCCAAGGAGGCCAGCAAAUUCAGCUCCAAGGAGGCCAGCAAAUUCAGCUCCCAAGCGGUCAGCAGAUUCAGCUGCACGGUGGACAGCAGAUUCAGCUUCCAGGGGGCCAGCAAAUUCAGCUUCAAAGUGGCCAACAAAUUCAACUGCAAGAUGGCCAACAGAUCCAGAUUCAGACCAUAGAGGCCAUGUCUCAUUCACAGCAACAGGACUCUCCCAGGGAGGCAGAGAGGAGGUCCGCCGCUGUCUCAACGGUUCUCCAACCUGCCAAGAAGCGCAAAGUGGACGUCCCCCUCGCUGUGUCGUACGCUGUACCACAGGGCCAACAGGUGGCCACAGUUCUAACCAUCCCUCAAGGGCAGCAGCAAAGCUAUGUGUCCCUACGGCCAGAUUUGCUCACUGUUGACAGCGCGCAACUGUACAGCACAACAGGAACAAUCACCAGUCCCACGGGCGAGACCUGGACCAUCCCUGUGUACUCCACGCCACAGCAGCAGGGGGUAACUCACAUUGCAAUACCACAGGACACAUACAACACAAUGCAGGUUACCACCACCAACGGAAAGGACAAAAUGUCCCCCAAUUCCUCAUCGCGGUCCGCGGAUGUGCAGUCGGUCUCCGCUGGGUCACAGGAAGAAAUUGUACAGACCCUGUUCCCAGCUCAGUUCAUGAACGGGAACAUUCACAUCCCCGUGGCAGUGCAGACUGUAGGAGGGACUUACAACGCCACACAGUCGGUACACAUCUGGGACCCAAAUCAACAGCAGAGCCAAGGAGAGGAUGGACAAGAGCAGCAGCAGCUCCAUCUGCAGGGCCACAUGGAGACGGAGGGUAACGAACCCCCUACAGAGAUUAUGGUUCCUAUCUGCCUGAAGCCAGAGGAAGGCCUGGAGGUUUGGCGUCUUUGGGUGAAGCGAAAAAACGCAGAGCUAAACAAGCAGGAAAAGACCAAGCUUGCCCCCAUAGGACGUCGCCAGCCGCUGCGGUACCAAGAGGACUUGGUGUCCAGCGCCGUCGCCGAGCUGAACCUGGGCCUCUCCCUGAUGACGCAGGAGGCGCGGGGAUCGGACGAAGAGCAAUUCACAGCCGAUGUUCUAUAUUAUGUUUUUUUGUGUAUACAAAAGUAUCUCUUUGAGAACGGCCGCGUGGACGACAUUUUCUCUGAUCCGUACUACACACGUUUUUGUGGUUGUUUACACAAAAUUCUGGACGGUUGGAAACCCAGUGUCCAUCCUUUAGGUUAUGUCAUCCCGAGUCACGUGACAGAGGAGAUGCUGUGGGAGUGCAAACAGCUCGGUGCACAUUCACCAGCCACAUUGCUCACAACGCUAAUGUAUUUCAACACUAAGCAUUUCCACCUGAUGACCACUGAACAGCACAUGAAAGCAGCUUUCUCAAAGGUCCUAAGGCACACAAAGAAGAACCCGGCCAAUGCCAAGGACAAGGCCACCAGCAUCCGCCUUCUCAAAGGACAAGGUCCAAACAGCGCAGGACAGAAAGGUGCUCAAAACAGAACUGAUGACAUGUAUGAGGAGCAGGCCGAGGACCCCGAGAAUCCCCUUCGCUGCCCAAUUAAACUUUAUGACUUUUAUCUCUUCAAAUGUCCUCAAAGCGUGAAGGGACGUAACGACGCCUACUACAUGACUCCAGAGCCUGUCGUCGCCCCCAACAGCCCCAUGUGGUACUCGUCUCAGCCCCUCACGGCUCAGCAGGUGGAGCAGGUUCUGGCCCGCAUCAUUGUGGUCCGAGAGAUCCAGGAGAUCAUCUGCGCCAGUCCGGAUGUCAUGAGCUAAAUGGAGAGGACUCGUGGGGACCUCUGGUUGCUGAUUGUUGACUAUGCAGAAUCCACCCUGACUCUCUAAACCACCAUGACCAUCAUCUCACAUGAAAGGGAUCAAUCAUUAUUUCUCUCUGAGGAAUGCAUCACAACAGCAAAGAUAUUUUUUUUCUUCUGUUUUCAGCUGAUUGGUUGGACUGUUCUUUUUCUCGACUACCUUUGUAAGCCAUUGCCUCUGUAACCUUUAAACUGGCAAGUAACGGAGACUUGAGUCUCACCCUGCUGGACUAUGAUUGGCCUCCUGAGCUCUGCAGAGGUGCUGCAGUGUCCUGUAAAUGCAUCAAAACAAUGUGGGGAUAUUUAACCUUUACUACUUAACCCCACAGACCAUUUACCAAAUAGUCUCUUCCAAGUCCAACUACAUGACAUCUUAAUGGACAAUUACAGGGACCACCUCUCGCAACUUUAUUUUCUAUAUUAACUGCAUUUUGGAUCAUGUAUUGAUGUAUUGAUACGUUUAAAGCUGAAAAACUUGUGCCUGUUUUAAAAAAAAAAGAAGACAUAAUUUAUGCUUGUGGAUCAUUGAGUGAGUUGAUCCUCAAAUCGUCACAUGGUCAAAGUUCUAUAUUGUAGUAAUUCAGGAAUUUGGAAAAAUGAUUCUCAUGUCAAAGCUAUUGAUUAGAUCACUCUUUGACAAUUUUGCCAAAUUAUUGUAUGUACGUUAGAUUAUUAAACCGGACAUCCGGAUGGAAACCCUUUGUUGAGUUAAUACAGCGUUUAUAUUUGUACCAAGUCGGGAUAAUUCCAAAUUGACAGUUGAGUAUUUAGCACCAGAUGUAGAAAUGCAGCUCUUAACUUUUAAGGAGUCGUUUGGGGCCUUUUUUAAUAAUGAAUUCAAACCGUAAUGGUGCCUCUUACCAGAUUACAGAUUUGGAUCUCUACAAAUUAUGUUGUUAGGUUUACACAGAAGGCGUUUAAAAAAAUGCCCUGAAAGAAUAUUGAAUAAAGGAAUGCAAAUGUAUUUAUAAAUAAAUAUUGCCUUCUGAAAUACUCAAAGUAGACUACAAGUACCUCAACAGUGUUAAAGGAAGACAGAAUUCUGUAGGAAACGCUGCACUUCAAAAGCAUUGUUUCCAUUUUAGUAAAAAAAAUGUAGUUUGUCAAAUACAUUGCGUCUAUUAGAAUAAAACUCCUUUAAAAUGGUUUUAAAUAACUACACGAUGUGGUUUUUUAUAAAAGCGCUUAAAGGUGGCAAUGUCUAACUUACCAAUUAAUAUGAAGAGCAGCAACAAUGGAAGGACUAUCACUAUAAAUGUAUUUAUUACAUUUAACCUUAAUGCAAUCUAAAUAAGCAACAGGGUUUUGCCCAGUUGAAUGCAGAUAUGGUUUAACUGCUUCAUUUACUUUAGCGAUGGAAGCGUAGAACAAGGCCACCAUGGGUGGAAAUUCACGGAAUAAGUAUUUUAUGAUUUCUUUCAAAAAGGAAUUUAUUUUGCACUGUUUGUGGUUGAAUUCAGAAGAAAAGCGACAAACCCUUGCUGUGUUACAUUAGGUAACAAGGAAAUACCUUCAGCAGACAUGGUAAAACUAUCACUGUAACUUAUUAUGAACUGAUAAAACAAACUAAUAUGUUAUAAGUGUGA